This is a messenger RNA of Acipenser ruthenus (sterlet), 1719 nucleotides long. Its product is annotated as complement C1q and tumor necrosis factor-related protein 9-like. Gene Ontology annotation, molecular function: protein binding. NCBI's taxonomy places the organism in Eukaryota, Metazoa, Chordata, Actinopteri, Acipenseriformes, Acipenseridae. The transcript has 4 exons. Bases 1 to 1434 code for a protein of 477 amino acids. The record is from RefSeq and is a predicted model, not a curated record.
AUGAGCUGUGGAAGCAUCCUGCUCUGUCUGGGGCUGCUCUCCAUGCUUGAUGGGGCAGUGUCAACCGCAAUCAGGCCAGAGCCCCCUCACUUCCCUCCUCCUCCUCCUCCUCCCCCCCCACCCCCUGGGAUGAACUUCACUGAACUCGGCUCGCGCAGUUUCCUUCUGAACGAGGAGGGCAUGCCUCCACAGGGGCCCGAACCAGACUACUCCUACUGUGAGGUCCUGAUGGAGGCGCCAGUGCCCCCGCCCAUUGAGAGUGUUCCCUGGUUCUGUCUCUGCAUGCACUGCAAAGGAACGGCAGGGCCCAAGGGGGAUCAAGGAGACAUGGGCCUUCCAGGCCCUCCAGGAAGCCCCGGGCGUCGAGGGUUCACCGGGUUCCGAGGUUCUCGGGGCUUUAUCGGCCGGCAGGGACUCAAAGGUCAAAAAGGCGAGACUGGAGAGAAGGGAGAUCGAGGGAGGAGUGGGUGGCAUGGUGCUAAGGGAGACAUGGGUCUGAAAGGUGACAAGGGCGACCAGGGCAGAGAUGGGUUGCCAGGAGGGAGAGGACCCCAGGGAAUGCCCGGGCAGUGCCCUGCCGUGUGCGACGGAGAGGGCAGACUAGGAGAGCCAGGACUCGCAGGGCCAGCGGGUGAUAAAGGGGAAUCAGGCAUUGCUGGCCCCCCCGGAGUGCCAGGGCAGAAGGGAGACCUGGGAGAAACGGGUCCCAGUGGGGAGCCGGGGCUGAAUGGCACAAAAGGGGAGCAGGGUGAGCAAGGGGUGUGUGAGUGCACAGAUGGGGAUAAGGGACCUCAGGGAGAGAUGGGUCCACCAGGGCCUCAGGGGUUAAAGGGGGAGCCAGGUCCAAAGGGGGAUGAGGGCCUCCAUGGUCACAUGGGUGAGAAGGGAGAUAUGGGGGACAGAGGGAUACCGGGACCCUGCUCACCUACUGUUCAGUCUGCAUUUUCAGCAUCCUUGAGAGACAUCUACCCCAGGCCCAACCUGCCAGUGCCUUUCACAGAGGUGAGCUAUAAUCUUCAAGGCCACUAUAACCCACAGUCCGGGAUCUACAUGGCGCCAGUAAACGGCACUUAUGUCUUCUCCUACCACCUGUGCGCCUUCAGUAAGGCACUCACGGUGGGCUUAUUCCGGGACUACAAGUCCGUUGUCAAAACCACACAACUUGAUGACCUGGGCGAGGCGUCUCAGAUGGUGGUGCUCCACCUGAGUGCCGGGGAACGGCUCUGGCUUCAGGUUAAAGACAGCAAUACCAAUGGGAUGUACGCAGGCCCUGAAAGCAGCAGCACCUUCUCUGGCUUCCUGCUGUACCCAGAUGCCUGUGAUGCUCCUCUAAGCAGAACCUUCCCACUGAACAGUGACUAUGCUGAUUAUAGCUGGGGGGAUGACGACUUCGUAAGCGAACCCACCCCCGGCUCUAGUACCUCCUCACCCUAACGCCACAGCCUGCCUCUCCCCCUCACCCUAGAAAAAAGGUGCCAACUCCUCACUGAAACAGGAUUCCCCUCCUCCCAACUUGGUUGAAUAAAACAGCCAAAUACCACUGAAAACAGUCAUUGGUUUCUACCAAAGUUACUAAGGUAUAUCUUGUAUCUUAUGGAAACUCUUAUUUAGAAAGUACACAUGGCAUGUUUUGCUUAAUCGUUCUCAUUGUCCCUGUUUAAAACUUCAGAUACUGCAGAGCUUGCUGAGCUGUGGAUCUGUCCUAUUUAGAACCCCAGG